AUGCCUUCAACAUCAGCACGAUUGGGAAUAAAUUACAGACUCAAUUCUACACUAUCGUGGGCUGAUGAAGAUGAAGUUUAUGAGCCCCCCAACAGAGAGAUAAUGCAAGUACCUCAGAAAUGGUCUACAUAUGAUUAUGAUUUGAAGGAAGAAAUAGUUGAGUAUUUAGAAUGGAAGCAGGAGGAUCGUUGGCACGAAAUGAGUAUACCUGAACGCCGCGCGGCUUAUUAUAUUUCCUUUGGUGAAUGGGGCCCCCGUUACACAGGGCAGACGAAAUAUGAUACCUCAUAUGUCAUGUUAAGAGGACUAUUCAAUUUGAUACUAUUUUCCAGUGCAGGUAUGGCGUUCUAUAAUUUAAAGAAAGAUAAGGAGAUGAAGAAGAAAAUUGCUGACCUUGACACAUGA
Nakaseomyces glabratus is the source of this 405-nucleotide messenger RNA. It is a transcript of the gene MTC3, whose product is annotated as Mtc3p. NCBI's taxonomy places the organism in Eukaryota, Fungi, Ascomycota, Saccharomycetes, Saccharomycetales, Saccharomycetaceae. The record is from RefSeq and is a predicted model, not a curated record. Gene Ontology annotation, biological process: mitochondrial electron transport, cytochrome c to oxygen.